GUGGAGCAUUGUGUGUCAGUCAGGCGGUCAUUUCGGAUGUCACUCUCGGCAACUAUAAAUGGAGUUGAGUGAACUGCUUCCACAAUCAGUUGCCGAGAUGCGCUUGCUAAUCUUGCUGGUCAUCUGCCUGAGCAUCUGCUCGCACUCCAUUUCCAGCCUGAAGUGCAGAUCGCAGGAGGGAUUGGGUGAGGCAGAGCUGAAGAGAACCGUUCGGAGCUGCAUGCGCCGGCAGGACGAUAAUGAGGAUCGAGGACGCGGACAGACAGGCAGGCAAGGAGGUGGACAUGGCUAUGAUUUUGGACGCAAUCAGGAUGACGAUCAGGACCAAGACCGGGAUAGGAAUCAGGGAGGCCGCAGUGGCUAUGGGAACCGGUGGCAGCGAAGCCCGAGUCGGCAGCAGGAGAGCAGGAACAACACUGGAGGAGGCGAUGGAGGUCAGUGUGUGGCCCAGUGCUUUUUCGAGGAGAUGAAUAUGGUGGACGGCAAUGGAAUGCCUGACCGACGCAAGGUGAGCUACUUGCUGACCAAGGACCUGCGCGACCGGGAGCUCCGCAGCUUCUUUACGGACACGGUGCAGCAGUGCUUCCGGUAUCUGGACAACGUCGGCCGGAGCAGGCAGAACAAGUGCGCCGUCUCCCGGGAGCUGGUCAAGUGCAUGUCAGAGUACGCGAAGGCGCAGUGCGAGGAUUGGCAGGAGCACGGCAACAUGCUCUUCACCUAGCUCCUAACCCCCAUUUACCCCGCUCUUU
Molecule: messenger RNA, 749 nt
Organism: Drosophila kikkawai
Lineage: Eukaryota; Metazoa; Arthropoda; Insecta; Diptera; Drosophilidae
Gene: Obp59a
Product: Odorant-binding protein 59a
Molecular function (GO): odorant binding
Source: RefSeq, a predicted model, not a curated record